CCAGAGUUCCUCCAAAUCCUCUCAGAUAUUUGGGAGCCAUUCUUCUGUAGAGAAAACUGGUACUAAACGAUUCUUAUAUGGUUCCCGCCCUCCACCAGGUCUUACUGUUACUGGCACAUGGGCUCCUACUGCUUCUCGUGAAAACCAUACUAGUUCCUAUUAUGAUAGAGCAAUACUUUCCGAUGACUGGUUUCGGCAAGGUAAUAGAUUGAAGGAUAGAUUAUUGCCUGACCGUCGAAAGCUUGAUCUAGAGCUAGAGAGAAUGUUGAAAGACGGAGAUAAACCGAUUUCGAAAACAGAAGCUGCACGACAGACUAGCAAUGCCUUUCAAAUGGUCAUAGCAAAUUUCUAUUCAUACAAAACUGGAAACGCCGUGAAUAAAUUCCUCGCAUUUUCUCAUUUUGGCCCUGUGAGUGAUGAGUAUUGUGAACCGAGAUAUGGUGGCCGACGCAGCUAUUUCGAGAAUGAUCCAUCCCUUCGCCAAUGGCGAAUGCAAAUGGCCCGUAUGUCAAGCCAGUUACCAUGGUGAGUCGACAGUUCCGCACAAUGUUAGGAUCGUGAUUUGCGUUUGUUAUUUCGGCCCAGCUCUUUGGUACAGCAUUUGAAUGGGUGAUUUCAAUUUCCUCGAUUGGCUGAAAUACUAAAGUUUUCCUAUAUCUCCAGCAAGUUAUUAUGGGUGAAUCGGUAAGGCGGUGAGUAUUAUUCCAAUCAACAUACAAAGACCAGAUUAUAUUAAUAUCUUUGUUACUCCAGCUCCAAUGUCAUACUGCCGCGAAGGGUGUCAGGUCUAAAUUCUUGCCAGCCAAAAAAAAAGGAAUACCAGG
This is a messenger RNA of Talaromyces proteolyticus, 824 nucleotides long. RefSeq lists its product as uncharacterized. The transcript has a single exon. The coding region runs from base 263 to 529 and encodes 88 amino acids. The record is from RefSeq and is a predicted model, not a curated record. Lineage: Eukaryota; Fungi; Ascomycota; Eurotiomycetes; Eurotiales; Trichocomaceae.